Messenger RNA from Bombus impatiens (common eastern bumble bee), 2486 nucleotides. RefSeq names its product odorant receptor 13a-like. NCBI's taxonomy places the organism in Eukaryota, Metazoa, Arthropoda, Insecta, Hymenoptera, Apidae. Gene Ontology annotation, molecular function: olfactory receptor activity; odorant binding. The transcript is spliced from 9 exons. Gene Ontology annotation, biological process: detection of chemical stimulus involved in sensory perception of smell; sensory perception of smell. Gene Ontology annotation, cellular component: plasma membrane. Bases 513 to 1685 code for a protein of 390 amino acids. The record is from RefSeq and is a predicted model, not a curated record.
UUCAUUAUCGAAUUUACUUAUUACAUUACGAAUUUUUAACGUGAAAUAGAAUUACGAUUAUUAACUUUAUAAGAAUAAUCAAACACUCAAAAAUCUUUAUCUUCUUCUUAUUUCUUUAUUUUCUUAACUUCGUUGUUCUGUUGCAAACCUACUACAUUAUAUUAGUUUGCUUUUCACAUUAUAUGUAAAACUCCAUGUUGACAAUGUAUAAUUCUGCAAAUAUCACUCGUUUCCAACACCUGUCAUAUUCUAUAAGUAAUACCUACGCAGAAUAAGGACAACUGAUUCCUUCCGUAAGUGCAAUGAUUAAAUAUUAAUGCGCAUGCACCAUAUACGUUACAUUAGUGACAUAUGAUUAACAGUAAUUUUGAAAUUGAUGCACUUUACCGUAAAUACAAUUUUAAUGUGUACUUUACGGUUCCAUUAACAGAACCAGAUCCAGAAGUAGUAAUGACGUACACUGACGUGCGAAAUUGUCAAGCGUUCAGUUGGUUAACAUUGGGCUUCUUAUCAUGAAUCGAGCUACAUUCGAGAAGCGAUUCUUAAGGAUAACGAAAUUAUUCGGGAAACUGAGUGGAAUUUGGCCAGAUCAAAAUAAAGUUAAAUUUAGUUUGUGGGCCAUGGUGCAUAUUACUAUGGCAUCAUUUGUCUUUGUACAGGUAGCAAGAAUUGUACAUAUAGGCACUUUGAAAGUCGUGAUAGAGCAAUCGUCUAUAAUCGGCACAGGAGUUGUCAUGGUCGUAAAACAUGGUAACUAUAUUCUGAACGCAAAGAAGCUUAAAUCCCUUUUGAAUGACAUGUCCGAGGAUUGGGCAAUCGAUCGAUUGAAAGAAGAAGUUGCCAUUAUGACGACAUACGCAUGUAGGGGAACCACUCUUGCGAUGUUCUACCUUGUAAACGCGUGCAUAUGCGCAAUCCUUUUCUUACAACUGCCGUGGACAGUGCGCCUAAUGCACAUGAUAAAACCACACAAUACAUCGCUGCCAAUGGUAUACGCUAUACCAGCUUAUUAUUUUGUCGAGGAUGAUCGCAAAUAUUAUUACUACAUUCAAAUGUAUCUGGGCCUCUCUAUAUAUAUCGUGGUCAUUGUGUUCGUCGGUUGUGAUACUUGUUACAUGGUUCUUGUGCAACAUGCAUGCGGAUUGUUGACAGUGGCCGGAUAUCGCUUCAAAAAUGCCAUCAAUGACUUUCCCUUCAAUACGAGGAAUUCCGAAAAGGAGGCAAAGGAAAUAAAUAAAAGGCUACGUUUUUCUAUACAGGGACACCAACGGGCAAUAAUGUUUCUGACAAAAAUCGAGAGCGCACAUGUUAUAUACCUUCUUCUGUGUAUGGGUAUAAUAGUCUUGUGCCUUAGUAUUACGAUGGUACAGAUCACUACGAUGGAAAUAUGUCUGGAUUUCUAUAAGUUUGUCAGCUUUCUGAUUCUUCAGUUCUUGCAUCUGUUCUGUUUAACGAUGCAGGGACAGUUCAUCAUAAAUUCGUCCGAUAUGAUUUACAAUGCAAUAUACGAGGCAUCAUGGUACAAUGCAAAUCCAAAGACGCAAGCGUUGUAUAUAUUAGCGUUGCGGCGAAGUCUAACUCCACGCUAUUUAACUGCUGGUGGUUUAAUAGAAUUGAACAUGCAAAGCUUCUCAGAAGUGAUAAAACUAUGCGUUUCCUAUUACACAGUGUUGAGAUCAACAUAAACAACGGACCGAUAUACACUGAAUUAUAGUAACUUUUGAAACUAGUUUUUGUGAAAUUGGAUUUUAACCUCAAGUGCUAUCAUGGAUGCACUUUCAUUAUGCGAAUUUUGUUUCAUUAUUGACUUUUUAAUAUUGUUAUUACAACGUGAUUUGUGACCACGACAAAUAGUAAUUUUUAUAUUUUUCACGUAAUAGUAGAUUAUAGCAGAAUAUGAAGUUAAUUGUAUUUAUUUGACAUUAUUAACAUCUGAAAUAAAGAAAACAUUUUCAUCGACGCGAGGACCUUAUUUUCGAAUUACCAAUUCGAAUAGUAAUGUUCAAUUUUACACACGGAAAAAUGAUUCUAAAAUUGCUAUUCUGGAACAGACGAGACUUAUUGUAAGUUUCAUAUACCUUUCCUAUAUUUUUGGUUCACGAGACCCAAAAAUUUUCAGUAUGAGAUGCUGCUCAAUGCUAUGUGGAAGGAUUAGUCAAUCAAUACAGUGAAAGAUGAAUUUGACGUUAUGGUAGAGUACGCCAAAAAAGUUGCUUCAUUUUGUCGGAUGUAUCUUGCUGAGAUAAAUGAUAAGAAAACUACGUCGUUUCAUUCUACAAUUUAUUUCACGAAUCGCUGCAAUCGAUUUACAGGAAUGGACGUUUUCUGUGCUACAGGCUUCAUACAACUAUCACUAACGCCAUUUAUUUUGGACAUAAUUUCACCGAAGAACGAAACGCCUGAUUUAAUAUACAUUUAUCUUGCUUAUUGUUAUAUCGAUAACAGGAAGUAUCGUGUACUUAUACGUUUCCGUAUGACGUAUACGA